Molecule: messenger RNA, 1736 nt
Organism: Linum trigynum
Lineage: Eukaryota; Viridiplantae; Streptophyta; Magnoliopsida; Malpighiales; Linaceae
Source: the annotation of a GenBank genome assembly
CCCUUGUCUUCCUCUUUCCAUUCCAUCGGUUGCUUUGUUCCACUCCCUCCAUCCUCUGUUUCUCUCUGCCUCUGUCUCUUCCUCUGUCUCGUAAAUUUCCUCGAAAAAAUCCUAUCGCUUCAGUCCAGAGGCAGAGAUUCGAGGCGCGCAAUUCAAGGAACUCCUUCUUUUUCUUCUUUUCCCCUCUUCUUCCCCAGAUUUCCCUUUUUCUCAGGUCUCUCCUUUCCUACCCUGAAAUUUCCCAUUUUCUCGGCAACCAAACAUGAUCUCCACCUCCUUCAACCAGCCGCAUCUCCGUUUCCCCUCCUUAACUCACGAAAAGAACACCAACCAUCUUCGACCCAAUCGCAACCGAUUCAUACCCAGAAUCCGGAUCCCGCCGAAUUCAUCUCUCGAAUGCAAUUGCCGGCGGGAAAAUCGAUUCUCCGACCCGGGUCGGCAGGGGAAUAAUAAAAGACCCGACCUUUCCGUUCGCUACGCCACAGCGGAGUGCCUCACCGCAGCGAUUUCCGAGCCCGGGCUCCUGGGCGACCGGCUCCGGGUCUUGGUUUCGGAGUUCGGGUCGUUGACGGAGCCGCUGGAUCGGGUCAGGCGGCUCCUCGACUAUGCGGGCCGGCUCCCGCCGUUUGACGAAUCGAGUCGGGUCGAAUCCAACCGGGUCGGGGGCUGCACGACCCAGGUCUGGCUGGAGGUCGAAUUGGACGAAGAGGGGAACGCGAGGUUUCGGGCGGACAGCGAUUCGGAGAUUACAAAAGGGUUUAUCUCGUGUUUGGUCUGGCUGCUCGACGGCGCGGCGCCGGAGGAAGUGGCGGCGGUGGAGGCAGAGGAUUUGGAAGUGAUGAACGUUGGGUUCAACGGGAGAACUCCGUCCAGGGUAAAGACGUGGCACAAUGUUUUGGCAGCUAUGCAGAAGAGGGCCUUGGCUUUGAGUAAUAAGAAGAAGAGGAAGAUGAAGAAGAAACCAUUGAUUGUACCGCCGAUUCUGCCUCUCAUCGUCGCGGCGGAGGCACUCGCCGGUAAUCUUCCCAAUUCCCAGGUAGUAGAUCACAUAUAGCAGGAAAAACCAAAAAGAGGGUUUUGUCCCAUUUGACUUAAAGUUUGGUUCUUUGGUGGCAAACAAACUAAAACUAGACGCCACAAGCUAUUUGGAACCAAGUAAUCAAGGUCCCAAAUUUGGAGGAAGAAUUGUGGCAGAAGUCCUUAACCUCUUACUACUGCAUUUGCCAGCUUUGAAAGAAGCUAAUUUCAUCAGCAGGGCAUCGAUUUGUCGGUACUUAUAAGAUCGAUCUAGCCUCGAAAGUCUGCACCAUAAUCCCGUAAGAACAAACACUAAGCAGCCUUAGUGCAUUGCUGCCUCCAAGUGAUUGAUUGAAGACAUUAGGAUACAGAGAAUGUAUUUAUCAAAUAGGUGGCUUUGUAGAUGAUAGAAGUGUACUGAUAGGAAAUUAUUAGAACCUUUGCCAUCUUAGUUGUAAUUUGAUAGGUUUCAGUUUACUCAAGGUUGGUAUUUUCAGUGAUGUUGAAGCCAUUAGUUUCUUUCACUCUUUUCUCAUAAGUUUCAAUUGUGUAUCUUAUAUUUUUCCGUGUGCUUCUGUUAACCAUUGACUUCUUUAUGAUGCCCUCCUUCAUUGUUGCUGCAUGAAUUGGCUUGGAAGAACUGAUUUCGGUUUGGAAAUUUAUUGUUUCGGUUUGCAGUUGGCUUAUAACAUAAAAUAGAAUAAAGAAUUUGAUCAUGU